AUGCUCGAGAAGACGUCGUGGCCGUGGCCGGCCGGGCCCAGCGACGCUGCGCUGCGGCACGGGCAGGCCCAAGCCGUGCGAAAUGACCCGCCCGGCGCGGCAGCGGGGCCGGGAGCGGGCGAAGCACAGUACUUUCUCGAAACCUCCCUGUCCAAAGACAACGCCCAGCAUCCCGAGCGCGAGGCAAACGGCCACGGCCUGGACCACGGGAGCCUACUGCGCAGAGCCAUCCACUCGUCCUCGCGGCAGGCCGUCCUGGCGCCCGCCGCGCUCACCCUCGCCUCGCUCGGGAAGAACCACGACCCCUCCGGAGCGCCGCCGUCGCCGCCGAGCUCGCUAGCGGAGCACGCGGCACCGCCGUUCCCCUGCCCGCUCGGCCCCAAGAUCGACGAGGGCGCGCCAGGCGCGCCCAACGUUGCCGCCCUGCAGCCCCGCGCCUCCCCCGGCGCGCGGCAGACCGCGGGGGACCCCCUCAUCCCGGCCGGCGUGUCGGACGGGCGCUCCUCGCACCCCUCGUCGGGUCGGCCGGGCCUCGUGCCCCACCUCACGCCAGCGGACGCGAACCCGUCGAUCGAGAGCAGCGCGCCCACGGACUCGGUCGGGCGGCCGGAGCCCAACGUCCCGAGCGCGCUCUACAAGUCGGACCCGGACCUGACACCCCCCCACGACGCCACGGUGUGCGUGCGCGAGGCGCAGCCCGUGCGCGACGUCGCGUCCGCGCAGGCCGCCCUCGACCUCCUGCAGGAGUGGCAGUCCUACACCGUCCUCUCGCGCGCGAUUCGCAUCGUGACGCGCCGCGGCUCGCCCUGGGUGCCCCGGCGCCUGGCCGCGAGCGCGCCCAAGCUUACCGUGGCGCCGCUCCCGCCCACGCUCGAGUCGCCCGGCGCGCGCGAGGACGCCUCGCAGGCGCAGAGCGUCCUCGGCGGCGGCCGCUCGAAGCUCCCGUCGGACACCGCGUCCACGUCGCGCCUGGGGAUGUCGCGCGUGGUGGAGGGCAGCGACGGGCGGCGCGACACGCUGAAGCUCGACGAGGAGCGCCCGGCGGCGGUGCGGCCCCCGAAGCGCCAGCUGUGGACGCUGGUGGACCUGUGCGGGCAGGAGCUGGUCGUGACGGCGGAGACGGGCCCGCUGGUGGUGCGCGCGGACAACGUGCUGAUUUGCGGCGGGAAGAUCCGCGCGGAGGACGGGACGACCGCGGUGGAGGUCGUGGGGAAGAGCGUGUGGCUCCAGGGCGUGAAGAUCGAGACCGUCGAGCGCGCCGCGGGCGCGGGCGCGGCGGGCGCGGGCACGGGGUCGGCGAGCGGCGUCGAAGGCCACGCGCUGCCGGGCAUCGCGGAGAGCGCGAGCGCGGGUGCGAGCUUCGCGGAGGGAAGCGCCCCGGGGCCGAGCGAGGAGCAGACCGUGCCGCUCCCGAUGGGGCUCGAGGGGGGGGGUCUCUUGCCACGUCAGGUGGUGUUGUCGAUGGAGAUGCCGGCGACGAGCGCGGCGGGCGACGUGGAGUCGCUGCAGCAGUCCGUCCUGCGGCGGCGGAACAACGCCGGGAAGCGCAGCGGCAACGCCAUGCACUGCCCGCCCCCGCGCCGCGCCCACUCCAUCGUCUCGUCGGGCCACGGCGUGCUGUCCGAGUGCGCGGAGGACGCCGAGGCGCACCUGGGCGCGGGCUGGCCCGCGGGACGCGACACCGCGCCGCUGCAGCGCAGCAGCGUGUCCAGCGCGAACCCGUCGUCAAAGCACAACGCCGCCACUGGCACGUGCACGGCGGCGUUUGAGCGCAAGGACAGCCCGCCGCUGAUCGUCGUGCGCGGCACGGCCGUGCUGGACUCGUGCACGAUCACGGGCCCGCACUGCUCGAGCGGCGUGCUCGUCACGGGCGAGGCGGCACGCGCACAGCUCCUGCGGUCGCUCGUGCAGGGCUGCGGGUGCAGCGGCGUGGUCGUCGAGGCCGGCGCGCGCGCGCUGCUCUCGCACGCCGCGCUCCUCGACAGCAAGAGCGGCGCCGGCGCCUCCGUCACCGGCCCGGGCUCCCUCCUCGUCGCGCGAUCCACGUACGCGUGGGACAACCUGACGACCGGCAUCGAGGUCACCGACGGCGCGAAGGCGACGCUGACGCGCUGCUGCGUCGCGUCCGGCGCGGGCCGAUGGCAGAGCGUCGGCGUCGCGGUCGUCGGCGCCAGCGCGGACCUGCGCUCGUGCGCCGUGCGCGGCAGCCGCCUUUCGGGCCUCAUCGCGCGCGCGGGCGCGCGCGUGACCGCGCUGAGCUGCUCGUUCCUCGGCGGGCUGUCGAGCCAGCAGGCCGGCGUGACGGUCUGCGGCCGCCAGGGCGCGUCCACGGCGUGGAUCGAGGGCUGCGAGAUUGACGGCACCACGCAGUUCGGGGUGCGGGGCCACCAGGGCGCGCACAUCACGGUCGUGGCGUCGCACAUCAGCAACAUCAUGGCCGCGCGCGGCACGGGCCUGCUGGUCGGCGGGAAGGACUCGACGCUGCGCAUGGUGCGGUGCAACGUGCUGCGGACGGCGCGGUGCGGCGUCAACGUCGUCGGCGGGUGCGCGGCGCAGCUGACGCGCGUGAACAUCGCGCAGUGCCCCGUCGGGCUCGAGCUCGCGGGCCUGAACACGCGCUGCCGCGCCGUGAUGGUCAACGUUGAGAGCGCGACGUCCAGCGGGAUCAAGGUGGCGUGCGAGGCCGGGACGCUCCGCGCGCGGUUCGUGCGGUGCGACGUGACGAAGAUGACGGAGGUCGACGCCGAGGCGGGGCUCUCCGUGGACGGCUACGGCGCGGAGGUCGUCUGCACGGGGUGCAGGCUCGAGGAGCUCUCGUGCCCGGGGCUGGUGGCCACGCAGGGCGCCUGCGUCGAGCUGGACCGCUGCGAGGUCGCCGCGUGCGACCGCACGGUCGGCAUCGUCGUCGCCGGCGAGGGCGCGCAGCUCUCGAUGCUGACCUGCAGCGUGGCGCGCACCGAGCGCUCGUGCGCCACCGUCAUCGGCGGCGGCCUCCUCAUCGCCCAGGACACGUCGUUCUGCGGCUCGAGCUGCGGCUCGGGCCUCCAGGUCGCCGGCGACGGCUCCCGCGCGGCGCUGCGGCGGUGCUCGGUGAAGCGGUGCCUCGAGCACGGCGUGGCGGUGGCGCAGGGCGCGACGGCCAACCUCGAGGAGACCUCCAUCGCGCACGUGCUGCGGCAGGCCGCGCUGCUGGUCGAGGGCCACGGGACGGUCGCGCACCUGAACGGCUGCGAGCUGUCGCACACGGGCGCGGCGGGCAUCCUGGUGACGCGGCAGGCGCACCUGACGAGCAAGGCCACGGCGCUGACGCACGUGCUGCACGGGGACGGGGUGCUCGUGGCCGGGCGCAACUCCCGCGCGCUCGUCCAGGCGUGCCGCAUCUCGCAGUGCCCCGCCGGCGGCGGAGUGCGCGUCACCGCGGGCGCGCGCGCCAUCGUGCGCGACACGGGGCUACUCUGCCUGCAAGACUACGCGCUCAGGGCGGACGGCGCGGACUCGGGGAUCCGCGCGGAGCGCUGCACGAUCAUGUCGGUGGGCGGCGCGCCGCUCGUCGUGACGGACCAGGGCGCGCUGGACGCCCAGGGGUGCCUGACGGACCGCGCGGACGGCGACGUGCUGGUGCGGAAGCGGUCGUCGUACGGCGGCGGCGCAGGCGUGCGCGUCUCCGCGGCCGCGCGCAUCUCCGCGGCGCACGCCUCCGCGUGCGACUGGCACGGCCGGUCCGUCGACGGCGCCAUGUCGGAGCACGUGGAGGUGGUGCGCCGCGAGAGCGAGCUCGAGUCGAGACAGGCCGCGACGCGCAGCACGGCGUCGCAGCACGUGUUCAUGCUCCACGCGAACGCGUUCUCGACCGACAACGCGAACAGCGGGGCGGGCCCGAAGGAGGCGGUCUCCCUGCCGUACACCGAGGGGGGCGCCAGCUCGCCGGCGGCGCAGCUGGCGCGGUUCCAGGCGCUGACGGACUCGGGCACGCGCUAG
Pedinophyceae sp. YPF-701 is the source of this 3978-nucleotide messenger RNA. The record is from the annotation of a GenBank genome assembly. NCBI's taxonomy places the organism in Eukaryota, Viridiplantae, Chlorophyta, Pedinophyceae.